GCACAUUUAAAGAAAGGCAGAGGGCGAAAGGAGGCAAGAGAGGAGAAGAAAGAGAAACCAGGGGGGCGAGGCGCCGUCCAAUGACAAAGCCCAGGGGUGGGCGCCGGCCGCCAUCUUGAACCGGGCGGCAGGAUAUCCACCCGCGUCCUCCGCCCUCGGAGGGGGAGGGGCGGCGGAGGCGAGAAAAGUAGCGAGAGACGCGCCGGGCGGGAGGCGCCAGCAGCGGCCGCCGCUGCCGAGCCAAGCCAGACGCGGGCGGGCACGGCGGCGACAGCGGGACCAGGCGAGCGCGGGCGGCCCCGAGUGGCCUCCGAUGCGGCGCAGCGUGAAGAGGCGGCGGCGCCGGCCCCCGGCCGCGGCCGCCCAGGGCGGCGGCUUUAGAACGGGAGGAGGGGCCGGGCUGGAGGCGCGGGAGGAGAAGGUGGUGUACUCGCGGUCGCAACUGUCGCUGGCCGACAGCACCAAGGCGCUGGGCGAUGCCUUCAAGCUGUUCAUGCCCCGCAGCACGGAGUUCAUGAGCUCGGACGCGGAGCUCUGGAGCUUCCUCUGCAGCCUCAAGCACCAGUUCUCCCCGCACAUCCUACGCAGCAAGGACGUCUACGGCUACGCCUCCUGCCGGGCCCUGGUGCCGGACCCCCCGGACCCCCCUACCGCCCGCGGCCUGACGCGCCGGCCGGCCCCGCGCGCGGCCGCCAGGAGGAGGCGCCGCGGAGCCCGAGCGGCCGCCGCGGGCAGGAGGCGGCCCCGGCUGCCCCCGCCGCCGCCGCCGCCGCCGCCGCUGCCGGCCCCCGAGGAUUCCUGCCCGGUGAAGCCCGUGGCGCCGGGGCCCUGUUUCGGGGGCCGCACCCUGGAGGAGAUCUGGAGGGCGGCCACCCCGACGCUGACCACCUUCCCCACCAUCCGCGUCGGCGGCGACGUGUGGGGCGAGCGCAGCCUGGCGGCGGCGCGGCGCAAGGCGCGCCAAGUCCUGCGAGUGGACCUGGAACCCGUGGUGAGGCUCCGCCGCUUCCCGGUGCCACGGGCUUGAGGCGCCGCCCCGAGGGCGCCUCCUGCCCGCCCCCGGCCCUGGACGGAGCUUCCGCCUGGAGAAAUGAACAAGUGUCAGUCGAGUGUUUACAGACCCCGCCAGGACCGUCCCCUAGUGCACUUUACGCGCGAGGAAGUCCCCGGAUGGUUUCCCUGCCCCGAGCCCCGGGGAUGCGACCCCGCCGUCUGGAACUCCGGGACAGGUGUACCCCGUGCUGCCUCCCCGCAUCGCGUCUGCGAAGGAGGAGACCGCUGGACCCGCAGGGGAGGUCCCUUUGCUUCCUAACCCCAGAUUGAGACGUUUCCAGGACUACAGGGGCAGAUUGGUUUUCUCCCUUUCGGACUCUACCUCACUGGUCUGGAAGUCCUCCGAAGUCAUUCUUUUCCAAAGGAAUUUGUUUUCGUGCUUGUGUAAUAAAGCCAGAAUUUGCUUGCUCUUUAACCCCCGCCUCCAUUUUUCUUUUUGACUGCCACCCCUCUUUCUGGACGGAAGAUCAAACAUGUUUUGUGGUGUUGCACUAGUUUGUGCUCAGGGUAUUCUGAAUCCCACUCGUUUCUUAAUUUUUACUGAAUUUCAAAGCUUUGACCAAGGAUUUUUUUUUUUUUUUUUUUUGAGAGGAUCAAGCUUGAUUGUUAGUAGUGCAAGGAUUUAUAUGGCUUUGAUUUUUAUGGGCUCAGUGAUUACAAACAAAGAGAUGUAAAGUCCAAUUGGUUAAACAUUUUAAAGGUGUUUCUAAAGUUUAAUGUUUUUAUUUACUGAGCUCCUAAAGAAAAUGGUAUAAUACACAAAAGUUUUGUUUAUGAAAAGUUGACUUGUUGAAUUUUUUUAAUUGAAUAAAAUUUGAAGUGCAUUGAAACCACAUGGCUUGUGAUUGGAAAAAAAAAACAGUGAAGAACUGGUGUUGGUUGCAGGAAUGACUGGAAUUCAAUUGGAGAUGAUCUGGCCUCAUGAAGUGGUCUAACAUAAAAAUCGAGGAAUGUUAAUGAGAGGACAAUAUGUUUUAAAACUGAAGUUGCUUAGGAGAGAUGAAUGUGUGUCAACCUUGUGAAUAAAGUGACAGAAUACCCAUUAGAAACCUCAACAUGAUCUAGGGAAGGGUGGAGGCAUUUCUUAGUAUCAAGUAACUGGUUGAAGUUACUUUGGGCAAAAUAGAUUUCUUUCUUUGUUUUUAUUGUUGGAUAACAAGAAAUGUCAAGACUAAUGUUCAUCACAUUUGUAAACAUUAUGACAAUUAGUUGACUUUUUUUGUCCUGUGAAUUUUUUUUUGAUCUUUUUCCAUUCAUAAUUAUGUUUGCAGUCUUUGUUUGAUAGCUGAAGGCCACAGAAAUCAAACAGGCAAGCCACCCAGAGUACUGACCCUUCUUUUACACUUUUGUAAUAGUGUGUAUACCAUAUGGCCUAGUGUGGAAUUCUUGAUUAUCCAAGUGCCUUUGGUCAAUGGUGGCAGCAAGACUCAAUGGUUAUUAGACAGUGGUGCCACAGCCAGCUUUUACUGCAAUACCUAAAGGGUCAAGUAGUGUUUUUAUACCACAGUUAUUUCAAAUUCAAGUAUUCUGCCAUUGAACUAAGCAUACAGGGCUGGAACUUGGCAUGUGAAACCCCCAAUACUAAGGUUUAUCUCUGCUUGGCAGCUUAUUAGGAAAAUAAUGAGAGUUGUGAUUUUGACUCUUGUGUUCCUAGAAUUCAAAUGGCAUAGCUUUCUGAUGAUUAUUUUAAGUUUAAUAGUUCAUAGUAGGAAUGUCGUGACUUUCAUUUCAGUGUUCUUGUUUUGUAAAAAAAAUUAUAUCUAUACAUAUAUAUAUAUGACUUAAUGCCAGUUUCCCAGUAAGCCUCAUAGUCUUUUAUUCACUACUCAAUGAUGAUGCAUUGUUUCAAAUACUGUCACAUGAGUAAAUAAAAAAGUGAAUAAUUACUUAGAAGAUGGAGAGUGUUAAAUUAUAGUUGUGUGAUAGGAAGCUGAGACAUUUUUUGGGUCAUUAGCUUCCAUUGCCAUUUGUAUUUCAGAUACAUAGCAGUUUCUUUCCAAAAAUAUAUUGUUAACUUUUAUAGCUAAGUAGCACCUGAAAAAAAGUAUUUGUACCAUUUCACUAUUGUAUAUAGUUUUAUAAUGAUUAAAAAAGAAAAUCCAAUGGCCAUAUUAGAAUGUAAUUUCAACAUAUAACUUAUCUAGAUAGUUUCCCAGAGGAUUUUGAAAUUAGUUGAGAGAAUUAACUUCUCAGCACACAACUGAAACAUAACCAGUGACACCUUGCAUUUAUUUUAACUGAUAAUCUUGACAUUUUUUCCUCUUAUGCCUUGUUACUUUAGUGCACUUGAAUGUGCAUAAAUGCUUUUUUGGCUUAUUUGGGCUAUCUGAUUUCAGUUUGGAUUUGAUUGCCCAUCUUGAAUUCAAUGUGGUUCAUGUGGACGAUUAAAAAAAUCAUGCCGUUUCUAGUUUAUGAAGUAAGAUGUAAGAAAUAUUUUUGCCAAGUUUUCUUUAGCAAAGCCUGUCUUGCAACUUCUAAAAUGUGGAGAAACAUCUGAUAGUUGACUAGUAUGUUAAUAGGAAAGUGAAAGUAUUUUAUGGGUACCUAUGGGCAGAGUGUGAAAAGAAAAUUGGCAUAGUGGCCUUUAUGAUGAGGCAUCCAUUAAUUGUCUCUAAAGUGAGUCUGUAGCUUAGCUUGUGUAUAGUUUUUUUUAAAAAGAAGUCCCAUGAUCUUUAUUUGUUCUCUUGCCUUCACAUAUCUCAUAUGGCACAAGUAGAGGAAGCUAGGAGGAAAUUUAUCACCUUGCUAUACUUUUGAUUUUUGACUUUUGAGUGCCUAAAUGUGACUGGCACAUCAAAUAACCUUUUGAUUUUUUUUAUCCUCCUUCCUAUCAACCAGUAACGCAUUUUUAUGUCACUAAAACCAGUAAUGUCAUGAUUGUGAGGGCAAGCUUCAUUGAUAGUGCAAAGUGUUGCUGUUGUGGCGUGUAUUUAUUUUUUGUCUGUUUGAGUACUCUAUUGGACAAGUGUAACUUAAGCUGGUGGCACAUACCUGUUGAUUUGCCAUGUGCAAAUGUUAGUACUAUUUUUCAGAAAACUCUUCAAUAAAAUACCUUUAAAAUAGUUGAAUACAAAAAGUCUGAGCAAUUUUGAACUCAAAAGGUUUUUUUUUGGGAGGUUGUUUUAAGGGUUGCAACAUGGUGAUUUUUAAUGAUCAUAUAUACCUAACAUUUGGUUUAUUGGUGUGUUUAAAUAUUUUUUUGAUAAACUGUUAUGUCUUAAUUGCAUUAGAAAGCAAUUGUAGUAGAACUGAAGUGUUUCCCUGGAAAGUUUAAUGUGCAUAUGAUUAAGAUUUACAAUUUGGUUGUACUUUGCUUUUUAACUUAUUAACUGUAAAUAAAUUUUAGAGAAUACACAAUGUCUAGUUUUUCUAUUUAGGUUGAAAUUUUUUGAAAUGGGAUUUUGUGCUUAAAGUAAAUCAGAAAACAAUUUAUAAUUUGAUAAACUUUGACUUUUAUCAACUUAAAACUCCUAGAAAUCUCAAGAUUUUUGUUUUGUGCUGUCUUGGGAGUCUAUCUUCCAUUGAUUCAUUGGUUAUCUUGUGAAUCUCUAGUAUGGUGCUUCAGUUGCAAGCCAUUUACCCAUUCAGCCAGCAAUAGACCCCUUUAAGAAUGCAUCAUAAUUCAGGGUUCUAAAUCCUGAUCCCAAGUUCCUUUGUGGUGGUGAUAAAAGAUCUAAAUCUCCUAUUCUUUCAUAUUGUAAAUGAAAGGAAGAGUGGUCUAUAUGAAUAGCAGUAAAGACUUCCACAAAUAAGGGUAGAGCCAGAAUUUUCAUUAUAGUCUAGAAGGCAGAAAUGGAGUAUUAGCAAACUCUACAGCAAGGUCAGGAUUCAUAGUACUGUGUAGACUGAACUGCCUUCACACCCAAGUUCUUAUCAGUAGAUGGAGGUAGCAAAAUGAAUAGCUGUGGUGUCAUAGUGCCAGGCCUGGAAUUAUCAUGAGUGGUUUCAUGGCUCGCAAGUGUUGGGACUCUAGGUAAAUAAUUGUUUGUGCCUUAGACUCCUCAUUAGCAAAUGUAGUUGGUAAAAUAAUGAGUUAUUGUAAGGAUUGGAAGGGAUGAUAAUUCUAGAGACCUAGGAAGUGCUUAAUCAAUGCUAUUAACUGGAAGUAUACAUGCUGAGAAUAAAUAUGUAUACUGAGAGUGAUCCCUUGGGAGUUUAGCUCUCCAGUUUUUUCAGCAUACCAACCAAGAACAGAUCAUGGACUAGGAAAGCUGUGAGAUAAGGUAAUUCAUGGGUGAAUUAAGUUGAAAACAAAUUAUAUUUUUAGCUCUGCCAAAACGUUUUUUUAGCAGCAAAGUUUAGAUAAAAUCAAUUUAUUAUAAUUUUUGCUCUUAGAAUUUUUCUUUUAGAACUUUGAUUUUUUUUAUCAUAUCACUGAAAGAUGUUUAAAAUGUGCCAUCAGAUAUUUUAAAGUGUCUGAGAAUUAAGCCAGGCAUGGUGGCAUAUGCCUAUAGUCCCAAUACUCAGCAGGCUUAGGCUGGAAGAUUGCUUGAGUCCAUUAGUUCAAGACUAGCCUGGACAACAUAGAAAGACCCUGUAUCAACAAAACAACAACAACAACAAAAAAAAUGAAGUAUCUGAACAUGUAUAAAAGCAAUAGAACAAAGCUGCUGAUCCAAGAACUUUUAAACAGUUUGCACAAAAUUUUAGAGUAAGUUCAGUAGGGAGUGCUCAAUAACCUUGUUAAUAUUUCUGCAUAGAAUCAACAUAGAAUUCGUUUUUAUGAAGUUAGUGUUCAGGUUUUAAAGGAAACAAAUACAAUAACUGUGCUUGAAACAGCAGAGAAUUAUUAUUAAAAGUAAAAAUAUUCUCAUUUUCAAAGCACUGGCACACUCAGUUUUAGAUGUUGGAUAAAAGCCAGUAAUUUAGCUUUGAUUCCUCCUAACACAAAGAAUAACAGACCGUGGUCUAAAUUAGUGAGCAAGCCAAAGGUGCAGUAUCUGAAGUUGACACAAAAUAAUUUCUUGGAAAAGCAUAAUAUGGAAGUAGUGAAGGUGCAAAAACCUCAAAAUUGAGCCUGAUUGCAGAUUUCACAAAAGCAGUGGGUUUUUGCUGUCAUUGCUCUUACAUCUUAGUAAAUAUUCUAAGUUCUGAUCUGUAGCACAAUAAACACACUCAAGGCCCGAUUUGAAGGUGAUGAUCAUGACCCCAAACAAUAUGAUUAGCCCUGCACAUCUGAAUAAAUAUUCUAUUGUACUGACUUAGCUUCUGAAAGUACUCAUAGAAAAGUUAAAUUCAUUCAAGUUGUAAAAUUAAUUAUGAAGUGUAUAUGUAUUUCUCUCAAGAUUUUUUCAACUAUUCUUUCAAUGUUUAAAGAGUAUAGGAAAGAAUGGAUGUAAUUUAUUAUCCUGAGUCUCACCGAUUCAAAGAAGUACUGAAGCAAAAUAUAUGUGCAAAAGUACACAUAGUUAGUGUACAGUUUGGUGAAUUUUCAUAAAUUUAAUAGACUCGUGGAACCUGUACUCAGAUUAGCAAAAACAUUACUAAUACCCCAGAAGUACCUCCUAAUGCCUCUGUCAGUCACUCUUGCUUCCUCCCUGCAACUCAAUAAUUAUUAUUCUGACUUCGUACAGCAUAAAUAACUUUUGACUAUUUUUUGGCUUUAUAUAAAUGGGAUUAUGUGUCAUGUGCUUAGUUUCUUUCAUUUAAAAUUAUGCUUGUGAGUUCCAUCUGUAUUGUUGCAUGUAAUUAUAGAUCAGUUAUUGGCAUGUAGAAUUCUGUUGUGUGAAUAUUCCAAAAUAAAUGCAUUAA
Messenger RNA from Sciurus carolinensis (gray squirrel), 6804 nucleotides. It is a transcript of the gene Ccdc71l, whose product is annotated as coiled-coil domain containing 71 like. The record is from RefSeq and is a predicted model, not a curated record. Bases 314 to 1027 code for a protein of 237 amino acids. The transcript has a single exon. NCBI's taxonomy places the organism in Eukaryota, Metazoa, Chordata, Mammalia, Rodentia, Sciuridae.